Messenger RNA from Thunnus maccoyii (southern bluefin tuna), 2972 nucleotides. It is a transcript of the gene sec63, whose product is annotated as SEC63 homolog, protein translocation regulator. Gene Ontology annotation, biological process: post-translational protein targeting to endoplasmic reticulum membrane; SRP-dependent cotranslational protein targeting to membrane. Bases 213 to 2489 code for a protein of 758 amino acids. The record is from RefSeq and is a predicted model, not a curated record. Gene Ontology annotation, cellular component: Sec62/Sec63 complex. Gene Ontology annotation, molecular function: RNA binding; transmembrane protein transporter activity. The transcript has 20 exons. Lineage: Eukaryota; Metazoa; Chordata; Actinopteri; Scombriformes; Scombridae.
ACCUAGCUGUCCAAGAUGGCGGAGCGGUUCGCGCAAGCGCGACUCAACAACCCCGACAACCCCUAUUGCGCAGGCGUUAUACUACGUAUACCCAGAGCUGUCUUGCUAGAGCUGUAUGCUAGCUGGCUAGCUAACUGACAAGUCGCACACAUUGGGCCAGAAGGGGGAAGCGCGGCGGUGGAGAAGAAGGGCGACCCAAGCGCCGCUACGAAAUGGCCGGGCAACAGUUUCAGUACGAUGACAGCGGCAAUACCUUUUUCUAUUUCCUAACGUCCUUCGUCGGACUUAUUGUGAUCCCAGCCACAUAUUACCUCUGGCCCCGGGAUCAGAAUGCUGAACAACUGCGUCUGAAAAGCCUGCGGAGGGUACAUGGCAGGUGUCUGUGGUACCGGCUCAGGCUGAUGAAGUCACAGCAGAGCAUUGUCCCAACACUAAAGAAAGCAGCCUUGUUAUUUGGAUGGGCUGUGUUCCUGCUGCUAGCCUACAAGGUGUCCAAGCUUGACAGAGAGUACCAGGAGUAUAAUCCUUAUGAAGUCCUCAACUUGGACCCGGGUGCAUCACUGUCAGAAAUCAAGAAGCAAUACCGUGUACUGUCACUCAAAUACCACCCUGACAAAGGUGGUGAUGAGGCCACAUUCAUGAGAAUUGCCAAAGCCUAUGCUGCUCUGACCAAUGAACAGUCUCGGCUGAACUGGGAAGUGUAUGGCAACCCAGAUGGUCCAGGAGCAACCAGCUUUGGUAUUGCCCUGCCUGCCUGGAUUGUUGACCAGAAGAACUCAAUGCUGGUGCUGUUGGUAUAUGGACUAGCCUUUAUGGUCAUCCUCCCUGUUGUUGUGGGCACGUGGUGGUACCGCUCUAUCCGCUACAGUGGAGACCAGAUCCUCAUCAACACUACACAGCUCUUCAUGCAUUUUAUGUAUAAAACGCCCAACAUGAACAUGAAACGGUUAGCCAUGGUGUUGACAGCAGCGUUUGAGUUUGACCCUCGCAGCAAUAAAGAAGCCACCAUACGGCCAACAGACAACAUUGAAGUGCCACAGUUGAUCCGUGAGUUGGGGAAUAUCAAUGUGAAGAAGAAGGAGCCUCCAUUCUGCUACCCAUACAGUUUGAAGGCCAGGGUCUUGGUGCUGUCUCACCUUGCACGUAUGGAGGUAUCGGAGGAGUUAGAGGAAGAUCAGAGAUUUGUGGUGAGGAAGAGCCCAGCUCUCCUUCAGGAGAUGAUCAACGUGGGCUGUCAGCUUACCAUGAUGGCCAACAGCCGAGGCGGUUUCCAUGCUCCUCGACUCGUAACCAUUGAGAAUUGUAUGAAGCUGACCCAGAUGAUAGUGCAGGGCCUGCAGGAGUCCAAGUCACCACUACUGCAGCUGCCCCACUUUGAAGAGGAGCAUCUCCGCUACUGCAUCUCUAAGAAGUACAAAGUUCGGAGCCUGCAGGACCUGGUGAGCCUCAAAGACUCAGACAGACGCAGCAUGCUGCGUUUCUUGGGGGAGGAGAAGUACGAUGAGGUCAUGGCUGUGCUGAGCAGCUUCCCUCACAUCACCAUGGAUACCAAACUGCAGGUCCUUGAUGAUGAAGACAGCAAUAACAUCACUGCAGGCUCUAUCGUCACAGUUACUGUCACCUUAACCAGAAAAAAAAUGGCGGAGGUGUUCGAAAAAGAGCAGGAGUCCACACCGUGUCCAGGAGACGAGGCUGCCAACACAGAGGAAGCACAAGCAGACUCAAGUAAAGCCAAAACUAAAGUGUGGCAGAACAAGAGUAAAGGGGCUAAGAAGACAGCCAAGUCCAAGAAGAAAAAAUUAACCAAGAAGAAGGCCACUCCUGCACCUGCCAAAACCAAGCAGGCCAAUGGCAACGUGGCAGGAAAUGAAGUCGUAGCAGCAGCCACAGCGGCAGCAGCAAAGGAGGAAGAGGACGAGGCCUCAGACAAAGGCAGCGAGUCAGACGAGGGCGAGGCCAACAAGGACUCUCCCAGCGAGAGAGAUGAAGACAGUGACAAACAAAGCGACACAGAGGUGGAUGAGAUGGCUGGCGAUGAUGAGGAGGAGUGGGAGGCAUUGCAGCAAAGCAUCCAGCGGCGAGAGCGGGCCCUGCUAGAGACCAAGUCAAAGGUGACGCACCCCGUCUACAGCCUCUACUUCCCUGAGGAGAAGCAGGAGUGGUGGUGGCUCUACAUCGCUGACCGCCGAGAUCAAACCCUUGUCUCCAUGCCCUACCACGUCUGCACGCUAAAAGACACAGAAGAGGUGGAGCUGAAAUUUCCAGCCCCCUCCAAAACAGGCAACUACCAAUAUUCUGUCAUCCUCCGCUCUGAUUCCUACCUGGGACUGGACCAGAUCAAACCACUCAAGCUGGAGGUCCACGAGGCCAAGGCCAUGCUGGACAACCACCCGCAGUGGGACAUCCCCGACACAGAGGAGGAGGACGAGGAGCAGGAGGACAGCGACGGCAUCGAGGAGAGUGAAGACGACGACGAGGACAACGACUGAAUGCCAACACACACACACACACACGCACACAUACACACACACACACGCUCACCGCCCCCCCCAUGGACAGGCCACCCACCCACUCCUGACCCCACAACAGCACUCAAGAGCAGCGAGCGAGGAGCGGCAAGGUUGCGCCUGCCACACACAUAAACACACACACAUACACACACACAAAGAAUCACCGGGGACAGUUUAUAUAUACAGAGCCCUGCUCCUCUUCCGCCAUUUUACCUUUACAAUGACAUGAACUGUGACCCCGCCCCUCCAUUUUCCCUUUUCUACAGAGACUUUCAUUUUUCCGUCGCUUGCGGAAGAGAAUUCUGUGAAUACUUACCCAGGCCCAUGUGUGUGUGUGCGUGUGUGCUUGCGUGUUAAGAAUGUGUGUGUUUGCACUCCAGUGUGAGUGCAUGACGUGUGUUUGUAACCUUGUAAGUCUUUGUACAGGUAUGAAAGAUUGACACACUGUGGCAGGAGGACCUA